AAAGAUAGCACCAAUCCAAUUUGUGGCUAGCAUCAAUAGAUAAUUGAUGCUUUUUCACCACUUUCUCAUAACUCUGGCUUUUCAAUAGCCAUGGCUCUUCAAGGAACUCUACUCAAAUCCAACUUUCUUGGCCAAAACAACCUCUUCAAUCGUCAUCUAAAACCAUCACUUUCUUCGACUCGUAAAGAGCCGAGGCUUAAGCUAGUACCAUGUGCAAAAUUCGACUUAUUCGAGAUCCUAGGAGGAAGAGGACUCUGCAACGGAGAACAAGGUAUACAACUAGAACUAAAAAGAGAUAUUGAAGCAUUACCUUCUGUGAAUCAAGAUGAAAAUUCGGCUGCGGAGGAGGAUACAUCAACUGUACCUGAAAAUGCUUUUGAAAAAGAGCUGAUGGGGUUAACCGGAGGAUUUCCUGGUGGCGAGAAGGGAUUAAAAAAGUUCGUUGAGGAAAACCCACCACCAAAAAAACAGUCAACUAGUGCUUCAGAAAACUUACUGGAGAUUACUACCUCAAAGAAGCCGAAAGCACCAGAGUUGCCUUUGCUUAUGCCAGGCAUGAUUGCUAUUGUGAGUAAUCCGAAUAAUCCAUAUUAUAUGUUAUGUGGCAUAGUUCAGAGAAUAACCGAUGGAAAAGCAGCAGUGCUUUUUGAAGGAGGAAUAUGGGAUCGGUUAAUAACUUUCCGACUUGAAGAGCUUCAACGCAGGGAAAAGGGUCCUCCGGGAAAGAAUGCCAAGUCAGCUAUACUCGAAGAGCUGAUUGGACAGGAAACAAAAUGACCUACCUUUUUUGUGUUAUGUUUAAAUAUUGUUCUUAUGGCUUGUGCUUGUACCUAAAGUUUCAGCUUAGAAAGUAAUAAAUUUCUGUUUGUAAA
Molecule: messenger RNA, 872 nt
Organism: Mercurialis annua (annual mercury)
Lineage: Eukaryota; Viridiplantae; Streptophyta; Magnoliopsida; Malpighiales; Euphorbiaceae
Product: NAD(P)H-quinone oxidoreductase subunit S, chloroplastic-like
Exons: 1
Coding region: 91-777 (228 amino acids)
Biological process (GO): photosynthetic electron transport chain
Source: RefSeq, a predicted model, not a curated record